GGCGACUGGGGCUCUGGGGAUUUUGAGAGCAGUGAGGAUGAACCGCCCCUCACAGCCGCGUGGGGAUUUCCCAGGAGGCCCUGCUCAGUUGAGUCACCCAAGUCCUGUGUUUGACCUGUGGUCUUCUGGAGCGGCAGAACCUCGCUGAGCUUCUGGAGGAGGAGAAGGUUUUCUGCUGCCCUGAGAUCACAGUGUCGUAUGCAUGCGAGACUUUGCCAUGGGGAAUGGCUGUUACAACAUGGUGGUGACUGUGCUGUUGGUGGUGGGCGCUGAAAAGACAAGAGCCCUGCGUGAUUCCUGUGAGGAGUGUGAAGCCGGUACCUUCUGCAAGAAAGAAAAUCCGGUUUGUACCAGCUGUCCUCCAAGCACCUACUCCAGCAAGGGUGGACAGCCAUACUGCAACAUCUGCAGAGUGUGUGAAGGUUAUUUCAGGUUCAAGAAGCCUUGCUCCCCGACCAGCAACGCAGAGUGUGAGUGCACAGAGGGACUCCACUGCUUGGGACCAAAGUGUGCCUGGUGCGAAAAGGACUGCAAGCCGGGUCAAGAGUUAACAAAUCAGGGUUGUAAAAACUGUGACUUUGGGACAUUCAAUGAUCAGAGUGGUGGUGGCACCUGCCGACCCUGGACAAACUGCUCUCUGGACGGAAAACUUGAGCUUAAGAAGGGGACCAAAGAGACGGAUGUGGUCUGUGGACCCACUCCAGUCAGCUUCUCUCCGGGUACCCCUACCACCACGGUGCCUGUCUCGGUGAGAAAACCAGGUGAAGGAGGGCAACCCCUACAGGUGCUCACCUUGUUGCUGGCGCUGACAUCGGCCAUGCUGCUGUUCCUGCUCUUCGUCAUCCUCGGGCUCUUGGUGGUCAAAUGGGGUAGAAGGAGGUUCCCCUACGUGCUCAAGCAACCAUUCAAGGUGGCAAUUCCAAUGGCUCAAGAGGAAGACGCUUGUAGCUGCCGAUUUCCAGAGGAGGAGGAAGGAGGCGGCUAUGAGCUGUGAUGUGCCAGCCAGGAGAUGUGGGGGGUCCCUCAGGAAAAGUGUGAAGCAGCACAAGGACCCCACUGUCCUUUCUCAAACACCAUCCUAGACAAUAUAUAGGCAAGCACCCCCGCCCAAACCUCUUGUAAUGCUAAAGUAUUUGUCUUUACCACCUUAAAGUUAUUUUUAUUUUUAAACUU
Molecule: messenger RNA, 1173 nt
Organism: Cricetulus griseus (Chinese hamster)
Lineage: Eukaryota; Metazoa; Chordata; Mammalia; Rodentia; Cricetidae
Source: RefSeq, a predicted model, not a curated record